Molecule: messenger RNA, 951 nt
Organism: Camponotus floridanus (Florida carpenter ant)
Lineage: Eukaryota; Metazoa; Arthropoda; Insecta; Hymenoptera; Formicidae
Product: golgin subfamily A member 6-like protein 6
Exons: 2
Coding region: 1-951 (316 amino acids)
Source: RefSeq, a predicted model, not a curated record
AUGGAACUGAAAAAAAGAGUCAGACAAGGAUGCCCCCUCAGCCCAACCUUGUUCAAUGUGAGCCUAGCGGAUUUGGAAGAAGAGAUGAAAAAAAGUUCUGAUGUCCAUUACACCAGAAGGGCUAAAGAAGAUGAUAAAGAGGUUGGGAAAAUAUUUGGAAAAAAAAGCCUGAAAUUGAAUACAGAAAAGUCAAAGAUAAUGGUGUUCAGAAAAGGACAAGGAAGGAGAACUAGAUUAGAAUUCAAAUGGAAGGAGGAAGUAAUAGAAGAAGUGAAAGAAUUUAAUACAUAUUUGGGAUAUAUAAUAAAGUGCAAUAACAGUGAUGAAGGACAAAUUAAGAAGCUAGAAGGUAAAGCUAAAACCGUAGUAGGAAGAAUUUGGAGCAUAGGAGAGAGGAAAUUUAAAGAAGAUUGGGAUAAAAGGAUGAAAUUAUUCGAUGCACUAAUAGAGUCAGUAAUGAUGUAUGGAGCCGAAAUUUGGGGGUGGAAAGAAAGGGAAGAACUUGAAAGAAUACAAAGGAAAUAUAUUAAAUGCGUGCUAAAGCUUGACAGGAACACACCGGAUUACAUAGUGAUGAAAGAAACAAACAGGGAUGAUUUGAUAAUUAAGACAGGAAAAAGAGCACUAAAAUAUGAAGAAAAGUUGGAAAAACAAGAAAGAAACACGAUCUUGGGAGAAUGCUGGAAAAUACAAGAGAGAAGAAGAGAAGAAAAAAGCCAAGAAGACAAGAGAGAAUUCUUGAGGAAAAAAGGAUGGUCUAUAGAAAAGUAUUGGGAAGAUAAAGAUAGGAAAGAAUCAGUAUGGCAAAGAUUGAAGGAAAAAGGCAGAGAAAUACAGACAAACUAUACAGAAGAAAGGAUAAAGGAUUCAAGACACGCAGAAGAGAUCAAGGAGGUUCUCUUGGAAAAACAAGGAGAUACAUGGAGAGAGGCCAAAGAAAGGAUAAGUUAA